GGAAGACGAUCUGCCAAAGAAGAGCGCCACAGAGGCUGCCGCAGCGUCAACGUCUGGUGACGAACCAAAACCGAAAGGAGAGAGCGUUGUAAGAUCUGCUCCUGAGGACUCUCAGCAGCGUCCGAUCCCAGAUUCCGGGUCUUCUUCGGAGGAGCCAGCGCCCAGCACUUCACGAGGUUCUGGGUCCUCUUCGGAUUUACCACCGAGCUCUUCAAUCAAUUACAAGAAUCUACAAGAAGAUUCGCAAACGAGCACUUCUGAAGCAUUCGAGUUAAUACCGAUAGAGCCACAACAGGGUGCCGCCUGUGCUUGGGAGCCAGUCCCGUUCGAGCAGCUGCUAGCGUCUGCUGAUAAUUUGGCGUAA
This is a messenger RNA of Manduca sexta (tobacco hornworm), 364 nucleotides long. RefSeq lists its product as uncharacterized. The transcript has 8 exons. NCBI's taxonomy places the organism in Eukaryota, Metazoa, Arthropoda, Insecta, Lepidoptera, Sphingidae. The record is from RefSeq and is a predicted model, not a curated record. The annotation marks the transcript as partial.